UCUCACCGAUAGUUGCAAGUGAUUUUAGAUAAUUGCCGGCUAAGUAGGUGCAGCGAAUUCAAUCGAUCGAUCAAAUGCCGCCAUGUAUCACGAAUCGCCUGCAAUUAUCGGUGAGGUGAGAAGAGGCCCCUACGCAACGCCUUGUCUCUCAUACAAUUUGAAAACAGACUGGAUGUUAUCAGUUCACAUGUAAAAGCGGCGCGAUACUGGAAACCCGCGCGUGUGGUUAUGAUGUUUAUGUGUGCCUGUUAAUACUAUAAAUAAUGUUAUUAAAACGUUAAGUGUAAUCUAAUUUACAUGUGUAAAUAAAUUGACUGCGGGACAUGACGACCAACGGUGUCGAUAUCCAUGAGUUGGAAAAGUUAAAUUCAAGUGGCGGCUGUCUCUCAGAAGCUCAAAAAAAGGAAGAAUGCAAAGAACCAGAGCAACAAAAAUGGAAAAUAAUUAUGGAACCGGCCCUUAUAGGCGCUAUGGUAGCCAUAAACCUUUCGCAGACCUCACUGCAGAUCCUGUACCUGCGCACGGCCUGCAUGGUUGACCUGAAGAUCGCUCCAGAAAUAUGCGACAAAGGCGUUGGAGAGGAGUUCAGAAGCGCUGAGGCAGCAAGUCAGACGGUCGUUUCACAAGUCAACGUCAGUCGAAGUUUUGUAGGAGCACUAAUUUCCACCAUCAUAUUACUAUUCGUCGGGCCGUGGAGUGACUGCAGUGGCAGAAGAAAACCAAUUAUUAUUCUACCUUUAGUGGGCAUGUGCGUGAUGACAACGUGCAUCAUUCUUCUGAGUAGCUUCCCGGGCUUCAACGCGACGCAAACUCUGUACGCAGUGCAGAUACCGAUGUCUCUCGGAGGAAAUUUUGGUCUCAUGCUGGCGGGCGCUUUCAGCCACAUCGGAGAUGUGUGCCACGCAACAGGCCGGGACGUCACCCGCACCAUGGGCACACACCGCGCGGCCAUCCAAAUAGCACACGUCAUGGGCGCCGUGAGCGGGCCGCUGCUCUACCGUCAACUAGGAUUCCACGGUGUGUUUCCUAUUGCAUUAUUCCUGCAGUUUUCGUCUCUGAUAUUCGUGAUAGUGUACGUGAAGGACGUGAACGUGAACCCGGCCAAUAAGGUCUCCGUGGUGAACUGGCGGCUUCCAUUCCUGGCCAUUAAGUGCCUAGUGCGGGCGCGGCAGGACCACAGGAGGACCAUCAUAUUCCUCAUGCUGCUGGUGGGCCUGUCGGACAAGCUGCUGUUGUCUACCGAAGUAAUGCUGGCCUUCAUGUACUACAGGAAAAAGUUCAACUGGGAUGAUAUAACAUUUGGAUUAUUCCUCGCCUACCGGAAUAUUGUCAGUUUCCUGGGAACGAUGUUGAUCCUGACCCUGCUGAAGCGGCGGCUGCGGCUGUCAGACGAGGCGGUGGGCGUGCUGAGCUGCCUGUCCUACCUGCUGGCCACCUCCGGCCUCAUCGCAGCUAGACACACAUAUGUAGUUUUCUUACUUGCUUUGGUGGGCAUCAUAAGUCAGGGCUCACAAGUUGUACAAAGGCCGAUUUUGAAUAAGCAAAUUUUACCAACCGAACAAGGUAAAAUCUACAGUGUUCUCGGAGCUCUCGAAUCGGCAACCCUUAUCGUAUCUUCUCCCCUCUACAACUACCUGUAUAGCAGAACUGUCAAGACCAUGGCCGAUGCGUGGCUGUUGCCAUGCCUUGCUUUAGCUACUAUACAACUAUUGUCAUUCGUUGUUACUAGGAAACUAAUACAAAAGAGUAAUUAUCAUGAACCGCAUGCACUGCCUGAGAAGCUUGUAGUCGCUCCACAAGUUCUCUUAGAAGAUAAUUGUGAACUUGUAAAAAAAAAAUGAAAAUGUUACAUUAAAACCAAAGAAUCAAAUCGGCUUUGCCGAAAAGGUAACCUGAUAUUGUAAAAUCGAAUAAAUGUUAGCUUAACA
Molecule: messenger RNA, 1928 nt
Organism: Cydia amplana
Lineage: Eukaryota; Metazoa; Arthropoda; Insecta; Lepidoptera; Tortricidae
Product: proton-coupled folate transporter-like
Exons: 9
Coding region: 324-1841 (505 amino acids)
Biological process (GO): transmembrane transport
Cellular component (GO): membrane
Molecular function (GO): transmembrane transporter activity
Source: RefSeq, a predicted model, not a curated record